UUUGGUCAUAUAGGGUGGCUGGUGAGGUCCCAAAUGAAAACCUCUCGUAAACCCUCGAGCUAAACAAACUACCUCGGAUUGGCCAUGGAAGACGGAGUCGAACUUGACGAUGGUCCGCCACUCGCGAUCGAAAUACCCGGGACGUCCGACCAGAACCGGCGACCCGAAGACGGCGGCGCCUCGGUGGGCGUCACCGUAAUCACUGGUUACCUCGGCGCCGGCAAAUCCACGCUCGUCAACCACGUCCUGAACUCCCAACACGGGAAGAGGAUAGCCGUUAUACUGAACGAGUUUGGGGAAGAGAUCGGGGUGGAGAGGGCGAUGAUCAACGAAGGGGAAGGCGGGGAUCUCGUCGAAGAGUGGGUGGAGCUCGCGAACGGCUGCGUCUGUUGCACCGUCAAGCACAGUCUGGUUCAAGCCCUCGAGCAACUUGUUCAGAGGAAAGAAAGGCUCGACCAUAUAUUGCUGGAAACGACCGGCUUGGCGAACCCUGCUCCUCUUGCGUCUGUUCUUUGGUUGGAUGAGCAGCUUGAAUCUGAUGUGAAGCUCGACUCCAUUGUCACAGUUGUAGAUGCUAAAAACCUCCGAUUGCAGCUCAAUGAGCAGCGUGAUUCUUCUUCAUUUCCAGAAGCAUUUCUUCAAAUUGCAUUUGCGGAUGUGGUGAUUCUUAACAAGGUUGAUUUGGUUUCCUCGGAGGCCACUGGUGCCUUGGAAGAGUUGGAGAAGGAAAUACACGGCAUCAACUCUCUUGCCGACAUCAUUCGCACUGUUAGAUGUCAAGUUGAGUUGUCAACAAUUUUGGAUCGGCGGGCCUAUGAUGCUACAGUAAGUUAUGUUAUGCUCUUUCAGCGUGUUGCUCACUUAGAAACGUUGCUGCUAGAAAAUCAAUCUCUUUCUGGUAGAGAACUUCAUGACAAGAGAGUGCGCACAUUAUGCAUUUGUGAGCCUCGGAAAGUUGAUCUCGAUAAGGUUCGUUCAUGGCUUGAGGAGAUUCUUUGGGAUAAGAAAUAUGGCAUGGAUGUAUACCGCUGUAAAGGGGUCCUGAGUGUCUUGAACUCGGACAUGCUACAUACUUUGCAGGCUGUCAAGGAGAUAUACGAGAUUGUUCCAACUCGCAAAUGGAAAGAACAAGAGAAUCCGAUGAACAAGAUAGUGUUUAUCGGUGAUGUUCUGCAAAGCUCAUCUCUCGAUUCCCUCAGAAUUUGUGCACUGGCAUUGUGAUCUGGCGAUUAUCCAUGCUAUUGGCUUCUCAUUCGUUGAAUUGAUGAGAAACGUGGAUC
This is a messenger RNA of Rhodamnia argentea, 1280 nucleotides long. RefSeq names its product COBW domain-containing protein 1. The coding region runs from base 85 to 1221 and encodes 378 amino acids. The record is from RefSeq and is a predicted model, not a curated record. Gene Ontology annotation, cellular component: cytoplasm. The transcript has 9 exons. NCBI's taxonomy places the organism in Eukaryota, Viridiplantae, Streptophyta, Magnoliopsida, Myrtales, Myrtaceae.